Neocloeon triangulifer is the source of this 1237-nucleotide messenger RNA. Its product is annotated as coiled-coil domain-containing protein 97. The record is from RefSeq and is a predicted model, not a curated record. The transcript is spliced from 3 exons. Bases 120 to 1034 code for a protein of 304 amino acids. NCBI's taxonomy places the organism in Eukaryota, Metazoa, Arthropoda, Insecta, Ephemeroptera, Baetidae.
AGUCCAUCCAUCGACAAUAAUAAUAAACAACAUCGAGCGAACGAGUGAAGCCUGCUGAAAUUUCUAGCAAUAAUUUUUUGUAUUUCUAUGAAAUAUUAUUGAAAUUUUCUUUGAGGAAAAUGUGUCUGGAGGGGACCGUGUCCGCUCGUCUCUUCUCGCAAAUCGUCCAGCACGUCUCCGUUUCGCCAGCAAUCGUGAAAAGUGAGCAGAGAGAUGAUCCUGAGAUGGACUUCACCGAGAGGGCCAAAAUCGUGGAGGAAAUUUUGAGCAGCCACCCUGAGCGGUUCUUGGAGAGAUUCGGGUCGCACCUGAUUGAGGAGCACUUGUGCUACUUUCAAAAUCUGGACUGCGCCGAAGGUGGCGAAUAUUCCAUUAAAUUCCACGUAGAUCAAAUCCAGAAAAGAUUGGCGGAUAAAAAGAACGUGCUGGUGAAAAACAGGAGAUACGCGGCUUUGAAAAAGCUGGUCAAGGAAGGGAGCUACUUCAGCGAAACGGAAAUGAAAAGCCGGAAUCCUUUGCUGUACGACCAGCUCGUCGGACAACACAUGACAGAAGACGAGACUUACGAAAGAGACAGAGCAAAUUUCCAAAAUAUGACUUUGGCUACUUUUCUGAUGGCUAGAUUUGAUAAAGAGGCAGAGGCGAAUUUGCAUCAGUUCCAACAGGACAGAGAAGAGGCUGCCAUGGAGGAAAGUGACGAGGACAGUGACGAAGAGGAAAUGCCGGAAAGAAAGGAGCCGAAUGAAGACGAGGACGAAAGAUUGCUCUUCAGACAGGAGUUUGUCACGCACAUGUACAACAGCUUUCUUAGGGGGCAGGACAAAGACUUUGACUACAGUUCCGUUGACCAAAAUGCAGAUUAUGACGACAUGAGUGCCAAAGAGAGGGACGAAGAGGACAGUUAUUUUGAUUCAGAAACGCCCGUAACUGUGAUAAAAAGUGAAAGUGCUGCGUCGACGGUUGAGUCCGAGGAGGACGAACUUGAAGCAUUUAUGCGAACUUUACCUCCAACGGAAAAGCAAGUUGAUAGUUAGCAUGAAUGCCAUGAAUACAUUACAUAUUUGUAUUAAAUAAAUCAAAGCCAUUGUAAAAUUAAAUUAAAUGUAUAAAACUGAGAAGAGAGAUUGGUUUCUUACAAAAAAUCAAAUGGAAUCAUGAUUUUUUAUUUAUAUAAUUUAUUGCUGUUGAUUGAUUAAUUUUUCAUCUUGUUGAAAAUAACACUACACUUUUUGCAGUA